AUGGACAAGUUUCGUUUGUAUCUUUUGUUACAAUUAUGCGUGCUGACGGCAUCUCAAAAGACGAUUUUAGAUUCGCCAAUAAAUUUGUACCAUUAUCGGCAAGUUCGUAACUGGCUUUUCCAAACAAAUAAUCACGAUGAGGGAUCAGUCUCGCAAUCAGCGCGAAAUGAAAGCAAACUUCAAAUACAAGUUCCAUCGGACGUUGCAUUUCCUUGCAACGUUACAGGUGGCAGGUCUCCCAAUGUUCCCGAGUCGAUUCAUCGUUUGAGACCAGGUGACAUAGAUGUUAUUGCCGCGAUGGGCGAUUCUUUGACAGCCGGUGCUGGAAUUUUUGCAACUAAUCUAUUGGAGGUGUUCGUCGAAAAUAGAGGCGCGUCAGCGAGCAUUGGUGGUGAAGGAACUUGGCGAACAUAUUUGACGCUUCCCAAUAUUUUUAAAGAAUUUAACCCCAAAUUAUUGGGCUAUGCACUUGGAGAUUCUCUGACUACUCAAUCAGCUUCGCAGUUAAACGUCGCUGAGAUCGGUGCAAUAUCCAGGGAUAUGCCAUUUAUGGCCAAACAUCUAGUCAAUAAAAUGAGAAAUGAUCCGAGGAUAGAUAUAAAGAGACAUUGGAAGUUGAUCUCUUUAUUCAUCGGGCACAAUGAUUUUUGUGGCAAUAUAUGUGGACUUCCUUCUCCGUGGUUUGUUUUGAAUAAUCACAAAACUGAUUUAAUCAAUACUCUUACGAUAUUAAGAGAUAAUUUACGCAGGACUUUAGUCACUAUUCAUAUAAUGCCUCACUUAAAGGAACUCGUUGCUACACGUCAAGGGAGAAAGUCUUUGAAAUGCUAUUUAACCACUACUUUUGAAUGUCCAUGUUUGUUCGCUUUGCAAUUCAGAGAUCAAAGACAAGAGUAUUAUAAAAUAAUGGAGAGGUGGCAAGAGUUGGAAGAAGAAAUCGCCAAUUAUCCAGAAUUUCAUAGAAAUGACUUCACUGUUAUAAUUUUACCAACACUUAAACACGCGAAGAUACCGCUUGCCAGAGAUGGAUUCGCCGAUUUAUCGUAUCUUUCUGCUGAUUGCUUUCACCUAAGCCAAAAAUCUAAUGCAAUAUUGGCAAAUAAUCUGUGGAACAAUUUGUUAGAACCAGUUGGCAACAAAUCUUCUGUUUGGACCCCAUUAUAUGAAAGAUUUUUGUGCCCUACUUCGGAAAGACCAUUCUUGAUGACACGUGAAAACUCGCACAAGUUUUUCUAAAGUGAAGACGCGUCUGUGAUUUGAUUUCAAGGUUAAAAUUGUGGACAUUAAAA
Molecule: messenger RNA, 1289 nt
Organism: Bombus terrestris (buff-tailed bumblebee)
Lineage: Eukaryota; Metazoa; Arthropoda; Insecta; Hymenoptera; Apidae
Product: phospholipase B1, membrane-associated-like
Exons: 7
Coding region: 1-1236 (411 amino acids)
Biological process (GO): phospholipid metabolic process
Molecular function (GO): glycerophospholipase activity
Source: RefSeq, a predicted model, not a curated record